Thalassophryne amazonica is the source of this 1992-nucleotide messenger RNA. RefSeq lists its product as uncharacterized. The coding region runs from base 1 to 1992 and encodes 663 amino acids. The transcript has 4 exons. NCBI's taxonomy places the organism in Eukaryota, Metazoa, Chordata, Actinopteri, Batrachoidiformes, Batrachoididae. The record is from RefSeq and is a predicted model, not a curated record.
AUGCACCUCCUCAUCACCACCUUCACCUCCUCCUCAUCUCCUCACAGCCUGUCCUCAUCACCACCUUCACCUCCUCCUCCUCAUCUCCUCACACCUGUCCUCAUCACCUCCUCCUUCACCUCCUCCUCCUCAUCUCCUCACAGCCUGUCCUCAUCACCACCUUCACCUCCUCCUCCUCAUCUCCUCACAGCCUAUCCUCUUCACCUCCUCCUCCUCAUCUCCUCACAGCCUGUCCUCAUCACCUCCUGCUUCACCUUCUCCUCAUCACCUCCUCCUCCUAUAGCCUGUCCUCAUCACCUCCUCCUUCACCUCCUCCUCAUCUCCUCACAGCCUCUCCUCAUCACAUCCUCCUUCACCUUCUCCUCAUCACCUCACCUCCUCCUCCUCCUCAUCUCUUCACAGUCUCUCCUCAUCACCUCCUCCACCUCCUUAUCUCACCUCCUCCUCAUCUCCUCACAGCCUGUCCUCAUCACCUCCUUCACCUUCUCCUCAUCACCUCCUCCUCCUCAUAGCCUGUCCUCAUCACAUCUUCCUUCACCUCCUCAUCUCCUCACAGCCUCUCAUCAUCACCUCCUCCUUCACCUUCUCCUCAUCACCUCACCUCCUCCUCCUCAUAGCCUGUCCUCAUCAUCUCCUCCUUCACGUCCUCAUCUCCUCACAGCCUGUCCUCAUCUCACCUCCUCAUCUCCUCACAGCCUCUCCUCAUCACCUCUUCCUUCACCUUCUCCUCACAGCCUCACACCUCUCCUCAUCACCUCCUCCUUCACCUUCUCCUCAUCUCCUCACCUCCUUCUCCUCCUCAUAGCCUGUCCUCAUCACCUCCUCCUUCACCACCUCAUCUCCUCACAGUCUGUCCUCAUCACCUCCGCAUCUCACCUCCUCCUCCUCAUCUCCUCACAGCCUGUCCUCAUCAUCUUCUCCUCCUCCUCCUCAUCCCCUCACAGCCUCUCCUCAUCACCUCCUCCUCCUCAUCUCCUCACAGCCUGUCCUCAUCACCUCCUCCUUCACAUUCUCCUCAUCACCUCACCUCCUCCUCCUCCUCAUUUCCUCACAGCCUCUCCUCAUCACCUCCUCCUUCUUCUCCUCAUAGCUUGUCCUCAUCACCUCUUCCUCCUCAUCUCCUCACAGCCUCUCCUCAUCACCUCCUCCUUCACAUUCUCCUCAUCACCUCACCUCCUCCUCAUCUCCUCACAGCCUGUCCUCAUCACCUCCUCCUUCACAUUCUCCUCAUCACCUCACCUCCUCAUCUCCUCACAGCCUCUCCUCAUCAUCUCCUCCUUCACCUCCUCAUCUCACCUCAUCUCCUCACAGCCUCCUCUCCUCAUCACCUCCUCCUUCACAUUCUCCUCAUCACCUCACCUCCUCCUCCUCCUCAUCUCCUCACAGCCUGUCCUCAUCACCUCCUCCUUCACCUCCUCAUCUCACCUCCUCCUCCUCAUCUCCUCACAGCCUGUCCUCAUCACCUCCUCCUUCACCUCCUCAUCUCACCUCCUCCUCAUAGCCUGUCCUCAUCACCUCUUCCUUCACCUCCUCACAGCCUCUCAUCAUCACCUCCUCCUUCACCUUCUCAUCAUUUCACCUCCUUAUCUCCUCACAGCCUCUCCUCAUCUCACCUCAUCUCCUCACAGCCUGUCCUCAUCACCUCCUCAUCUCACCUCCUCAUCUCCUCACAGCCUGUCCUCAUCACCUCCUCCUUCACCUUCUCCUCAUCUCACCUCCUCAUCUCCUCACAGCCUGUCCUCAUCACCUCCUCCUUCACCUUCUCCUCAUCACCUCAUCUCCUCACAGCCUGUCCUCAUCACCUCCUCCUUCACCUUCUCCUCAUCUCCUCACCUCCUCCUCCUCAUAGCCUAUCCUCAUCACCUCAUCCUUCACCUCCUCAUCUCCUCACAGCCUGUCCUCAUCACCUCCUCCACAUUCUCAUCACCUCACAUCCUCCUCAUCUCCUCACAGCCUGUCCUCAUCACCUUCACCUUCUCCUCCUCCUCAUAG